This is a messenger RNA of Arabidopsis arenosa, 689 nucleotides long. The record is from the annotation of a GenBank genome assembly. Lineage: Eukaryota; Viridiplantae; Streptophyta; Magnoliopsida; Brassicales; Brassicaceae.
AUUCGGUUCUAAAUUUGGUUUUCGGCAAUGGCUCCAAAACGGGUGAAUGGUACUAACACCGCCGUGAUAGAAGGCGGCGGAGGGAAGAUGACGGCGACGAUGAGGAAAGAAGUGCAUUUUAGAGGUGUGAGGAAACGUCCAUGGGGGAGAUACGCGGCGGAGAUCCGUGACCCGGGAAAGAAAACCCGGGUUUGGCUCGGAACAUUCGACACGGCGGAGGAAGCUGCUAGAGCUUACGACACCGCCGCGAGAGAGUUUCGUGGCUCUAAAGCAAAGACUAAUUUCCCUCUUCCCGGCGAGACUUCUGCCGUUAGCGACGGUGACGGAGGGAACGAUUCUUACGUCAACCGUUCGGCGGUUACGGCGGCGCGUGAGAUGACGCGUCAGAGAUUUCCUUUUGCAUGUCACCGGGAGCGUAAAGUCGUCGGCGGUUAUGCUGCUUCCGGUUUUUUCUUCGAUCCGUCAAGAGCUGCUGGGUUAAGAGCGGAGCUUUCUCGGGUUUAUCCGGUUCGGUUUGAUCCGGUUAAUAUCGAGUUGAGUAUUGGUAUUCGAGAAACCGUAAAAGUUGAACCGAGAAGAGAACUAAACCUGGAUCUUAACCUAGCUCCACCGGUGGUGGACGUUUAGAAUUUUUUUUUCUUUUUUCUUAAUUUGUUGUUUACAUUGCCGGAUAAAUAUUUAAUGUUUUU